AUGUCCUCACACUUCUCUUCUCAUACAGACAGACAUGGCCAGGCUGGAUGUGAUGGAGACCUUCCACAACAUCUCAUUCCCUGGACACUUGCACACCCAGGACUCCCUGAACUACGCCAUUCACUUCCCAUUCCAGGACACGGACACUGUCAUCGCCACCUACCCCAAAUCAGGGACUACGUGGAUGCAAGAGAUUGUCACUUUUGUGAAAAACGGUGGAGACCCACAUCUUUCCAAAACUGUUCCCAACUGGACCCGAGCCCCCUGGCUGGAACAGUAUUACAGUCCAGAGGUGCUGGGUGCUUCUCAAGGCCACAGAGUCAUCACCACUCACCUGCCCUACCACCUCCUGGCCAAUGCCCUCCAGGACUCCAAGGCUAAGGUCAUCUAUGUCACAAGAAACCCCAAAGAUGUAGCUGUGUCAUAUUACUACUUCCAUAAAAUGGCCAAUUUUCUCCCAGAGCCCAACUCAUUUGAUGAGUUUCUGGAUCAAUUUCUGGAGGGUAAAGUGAAUUAUGGGUCUUGGUUUGAUCAUGUGAAAGGCUGGACCAGUCAAGCAAGAGUCAAUUUCUUCUAUAUCUCUUAUGAAGAGAUAUGGCUGGACUUGCAAGGCUGUAUGGAGAGGAUCAGCUCUUUCCUGGAGUGUCCCCUGGUGGAAAAAGAUUUAACCCGGUCCGUCAGGCACUGUAGCUUCAGCAGCAUGAGAGACAACACAAUGGUGAACUACACUCUGAUCCCAAAUGAGAUCAUGGACCACAGCAAAGGUCACUUCAUGAGGAAAGGUAAAAUUGGUGACUGGAGAAAUACCUUCACAGAGGAGCAGAUCGGUCGCUUUGACAAUGUCUACAACUCUCUCAUGCAGAACUGCCCCUUGACUUUCCUGUAUGAGUGUCCUCCCAACUCCUGAUGGGGGGAGUAAAGAUGGACAGAACUUCUGUUACAUAUUUUUGAAAUACGUAUUUAAACAAACUUUGCCAUUUGUUUUUAUGGUGUUCACUUAGUUAACAUAAAUUGGGAUCAAAAUAUUAAUCAACAUAUUUAAUAAAGUUUGACUAAAUCCAUUUCUAUUGCUACCUGAUUUAAGGAGUAAAAAAGUAUACAUUGAUAUAUACAAUAUUUAUUCUGUUUUGCCUUUUUCAAAAAAUGUGUCCAGAAAUUAUGCUUAUUAUUUGAAUCUUACUAUUGUAUUAGGCCUUGUUAUUAAAACCUCACUCAAUGCUCAAUGCUAACUUGAAGGAGGUAUCUAUUAUUUACCUUGUGGAAGUUGCUGAACUACAGCAAUUACAGUUUGCAUUUGAACCAACAAUCCUCUUAUAGUGCGCUCACUAUACUCAUUUUCACUUUUGGUUGACAAACUUACAAAAGCUAUAAAAACAAAAAGGGGCUAAUUUUCAGAGCGUGUUUUCUCUCUUGAACAGAAAUUUGGUAAACUGAAUGUCAGCCAAUGAGGGAUUUUGUAUUUCCAAUGCUGCAGUUUAUUUGAGGAGAGGUGAUUAAAUUGACAUCAGGGGAGAAUGAGUGCAGUUUUUCCAUUUGACGAGUAAAAACCUAUUUUGCAUUUGUGUGUACCCAAAUUAAUUUAUGGUAAAUAAAUAGUGUGAAACACAUUCCAAUAUUACUGCAGAUAUAUUAUAGAUGUUUUAUAAUAUAAUAAUGCAUACUUUCCUGUAAUUUAAAUACUUGAAAUUUGAUCUCAAUCGGACACCAGAGCUGUCUUUCCAACACAAUUGAAUGUUAGAGUCAGUUAACCGUCAAAUGGAAAACAUGUUAAGUAUGAAGCUCAGGAACCCUUGGACAAAAGGACAUUGAAAUUAGCAAGAUAUUUGUGUAUUUAUUUUUGUAUACAUGCCUGCAUGGGCAUAUUGUAUUGCCGUGAAUCUUUGUCAUUCAUUUGCAUGAAAUUUGCUAAUAUUUAAGGGUGGAGAUAUCUGGAGGAAUUAUACCCAACAUGUCUUGCGUUUAGUAAUUUAGUAUUCAAAUAUAUGUAAUCUCUUAAUCCUUCAUGCUGCCUAAAACAAUUAUGCUUGGACUGUCCUACAGAUUUGUGUUAUUUUGUGGAUGUAUAUUAUAAAUGGGCCUUACAGUAAAAUGUUAUA
This is a messenger RNA of Esox lucius (northern pike), 2096 nucleotides long. It is a transcript of the gene sult5a1, whose product is annotated as sulfotransferase family 5A, member 1. The coding region runs from base 35 to 907 and encodes 290 amino acids. The transcript has 6 exons. Gene Ontology annotation, biological process: sulfation. Gene Ontology annotation, molecular function: sulfotransferase activity. Gene Ontology annotation, cellular component: cytoplasm. Lineage: Eukaryota; Metazoa; Chordata; Actinopteri; Esociformes; Esocidae. The record is from RefSeq and is a predicted model, not a curated record.